Nannizzia gypsea CBS 118893 is the source of this 2304-nucleotide messenger RNA. Its product is annotated as anthranilate synthase component 2. Gene Ontology annotation, cellular component: cytosol. The record is from RefSeq and is a predicted model, not a curated record. NCBI's taxonomy places the organism in Eukaryota, Fungi, Ascomycota, Eurotiomycetes, Onygenales, Arthrodermataceae. Gene Ontology annotation, biological process: L-tryptophan biosynthetic process. The transcript has a single exon. Gene Ontology annotation, molecular function: anthranilate synthase activity; indole-3-glycerol-phosphate synthase activity; phosphoribosylanthranilate isomerase activity. Bases 1 to 2304 code for a protein of 767 amino acids.
AUGGCGCUGGUUGACCAUUCACCAAACCACCCCACUCCGUCUGGACGGCUUGAGAACGCCUCCAAUGUGAUCCUGAUCGAUAACUACGACUCGUUUACAUGGAACCUGUACCAGUACCUUGUCCUGGAGGGUGCGACGGUCAAGGUUAUCCGCAAUGACGCUGCUACGCUGGAGGAGUUGAUCGCGGAGAAGCCUACCCAGCUCGUUCUCAGCCCCGGCCCCGGACACCCCAAAACCGAUGCAGGCAUCUGCAACGAAGCCAUUCAGCACUUUGCAGGAAAGAUACCUAUCUUUGGAGUGUGUAUGGGCCAGCAAUGCAUUAUAUCCUCAUUUGGCGGAGAGGUGGAUGUCGCGGGAGAGAUUCUACACGGCAAAACCUCGCCGUUGAAGCAUGACUCAAAGGGUGUAUACACCUCCCUCCCGGCUUCGUUGAACAUUACACGCUACCAUUCGUUGGCCGGGUCAACUACCACUAUCCCAGAUUGUCUUGAGAUCUCCUCGACUACUGAUUUGGGUGAUCCUAAUCGGCCCGAUGUCAUCAUGGGCGUGAGACACAAGAAGUUCACCGUCGAGGGGGUUCAGUUCCAUCCAGAGAGCAUCCUGACCGAACAUGGGCGAGCUAUGUUCCGGAAUUUCCUCCUGACUCGAGGAGGCACUUGGGAAGAGCACAAUGCCUCAGCUCCUGCUGCUGCUGCCGUUGCGUCUACGAACGGCCAGUCUAGUGAGAUGAAGAAGGGGUCCAUUCUCGAUAAGAUCUACGCCCACCGUCAAGCUGCAGUCAAGGUGCAAAAGGAGAUCCCAUCUCAGCGCCCAGAAGAUCUUCAGGCUGCAUACGAUCUUGGUAUUUCUCCUCCACAGAUUUCCUUCCCAGACCGUCUCGCCAAGUCUCCUUUCCCCCUCUCCCUGAUGGCUGAGAUCAAGAGAGCUUCCCCUUCCAAGGGCAUUAUUGCUGCAUCUAUUUGUGCCCCAGCUCAAGCCCGGAAGUACGCCAUGGCCGGUGCCAGCGUCAUCUCUGUGCUUACUGAGCCGGAGUGGUUCAAGGGCAGCCUGGAUGACCUACGUGCGGUUCGACAGAGCUUGGAAGGCAUUCCUAACCGCCCCGCCAUUCUACGAAAGGAGUUUGUGUUUGACGAAUACCAGAUCCUUGAAGCUCGCCUCGCUGGUGCUGAUACCGUACUUUUGAUCGUCAAGAUGCUUGCGGAGCCCCUCCUCAAGAGACUCUUCGAUUACUCUCGAAAACUUGGUAUGGAGCCCCUGGUUGAAGUAAACAACCCCGAGGAGAUGGCAAUUGCAGUUAAAUUGGGCUCUAAAGUCAUUGGCGUCAACAACCGUAACCUUCAGAGCUUUGAGGUUGAUCUAGAGACUACUAGCCGCCUCAUGGGCCAGGUCCCAGAAUCCACCAUUGUCUGUGCUCUCAGUGGCAUCUCUGGUCCCCAGGAUGUUGCGCCAUACCAGAAAAAUGGAGUCAAGGCAGUUCUUGUUGGAGAAGCUCUGAUGCGCGCCCAAGAUGUCGGCGUGUUUGUAUCUAACCUCUUUGGAACCAAGCCUGGUCCCUUUACCCAGACUCCCGGUGCUCCCUUGGUCAAAAUCUGCGGAACUAGAUCUGCCACUGCUGCAAAGGCAGCGAUUGAGGCCGGUGCUGACCUGAUUGGUAUCAUUUUGGCGGAAGGCCGAUCAAGAACGGUGUCCACAGAGACUGCACUGGAAAUUUCAAAGACUGUCAAAUCCACGCCACGUCCAUCUCCAUUAAAGACGCAAGCUCCUGCCCAUGGGGACGCAUUCCUUGCCUCCAACUACUUUGAUCAUACUACCGGUCUCCUUCGACACCCGGAUCGCGCUCUUUUGGUUGGAGUCUUUCAGAACCAGCCUCUUUCCUACAUUGUGGCUCAGCAGCAGAAGCUGGAUCUCGACAUUAUCCAGCUUCAUGGAUCGGAACCUGUUGAGUGGCCAUCUCUUCUCCCUGUCCCAGUAAUCAAGAAGUUCUCUCCUUUGGAUCUAGGAAUUUCUCGACGAGGCUACCAUAGCCUUCCACUAUUGGACUCCGGAGCAGGCGGUACUGGUGAAAGGCUAGCCCUAGAGCAAGUCAAGGCUGUUCUAGAGAAAGACCUUGGGCAACGGAUUAUCCUAGCUGGCGGUCUUGACGAUAAGAAUGUUGCCGACGUAGUUUGCGCGCUUGGCGAUGAAGGAAAGAAGGUCGUGGGUGUAGACGUCAGCAGCGGCGUUGAGACUGACGGAGCACAGGAUGUUGAAAAGAUCAAGGCAUUUAUCACUGCCGCCAAAAAUAUUAGGAACACUGCUUUGUGA